Molecule: messenger RNA, 4345 nt
Organism: Candoia aspera
Lineage: Eukaryota; Metazoa; Chordata; Lepidosauria; Squamata; Candoiidae
Gene: SLC17A9
Product: solute carrier family 17 member 9
Exons: 13
Coding region: 654-2072 (472 amino acids)
Biological process (GO): transmembrane transport
Cellular component (GO): membrane
Molecular function (GO): transmembrane transporter activity
Source: RefSeq, a predicted model, not a curated record
GCAGCGAUGACGCCUCCGUCCCGGGGUUGCCCCCUUCUCCUGCAGUCGCGGCCCGGACCGUGCCUCCUUCCCCCAGGGCGCCGGCCUUGCCAGAGGCUGGACCGGGGCUACUGGGGGGCCCCGGUCUAGCCCCCACUUCCCGAUCAAACCCGGGCUCGACUUUUUCUUUACACCCGGGCCAGGUUACGAGACUUCCUGGAAGGGGGCCGAGCAGGAAGAGAGAAAUUGACACGUCGACUAUUUUUCCCCCCCUUACCAAGGACAGACGGAGGUGAUGCUUUGCUGUAUUCUGUCUCCGGCACGAACCUCGAAUUAGGAGUGGGCAAGGUAUCUCGGAGAGGACUGUCCUCGGGGCGGGGACCCACAGCCCCCUCCCCUUCCCAGCUCAACCGGCCCCAGUUGCUGCCUUUCACUUUCCAGUCCAGCUUUUAAGCCCGGUCUCUGUCUCAGAGGAGGAGGAGCCGGUGAACACUUUUGCGGCGGCGGCGAGAAAACCUUUUCUCCUUUUUGCUGUCUAUUUUUUGGUGCUUCGGAAGGGUCCGUCCUCAUCAACUUCCUGGUCCUGGCAGAUGGGAGCUUCUAACACUCUUCUGCCCCCUGGUUUUCUCAUUUGAGGAUUCCCCGCCCUCCACCCUUAUUAAUUAAGACGUUGAAUGGCCUUGAGCAUCGGCAACAACGGAGCACAGGGUUCGGGGGCCGAUCUGCUCGCUUCCCAGCAUCACAAGCAGCAUCAACCGCCGCCAGCAAGAUGCCCCGGGCAGUGCCACCAAGAAGCCAUGAAAAAAGAUGGAGGAGUAGGGGAUGUCUUUUGGUCCAGGCCUGAAUCCCGAUUAUGGACCAUGAUGCUCCUGCUAGGAACCUGUCUGCUUUACUGCGCAAGGGUCUUAAUGCCCAUCUGUGUGGUCACCAUGAGCACUCGCUUUGAUUGGAACAAGAAACAGUCUGGAAUUGUGCUGAGCAGCUUCUUUUGGGGUUAUUGCCUAACUCAAGUUAUUGGAGGCCACCUGAGUGACCGGAUAGGAGGAGAGAAAGUCCUUCUCCUCUCUGCAUCAGCGUGGGGAUCUAUCACAGCCAUCACCCCCCUGCUCAUCUCCUUAGGCUCUGCCCACCUGCUUCUUAUGGCCUUCACUCGCUUUCUUAUGGGGCUAUUGCAAGGCGUCUAUUUUCCUGCCUUGGCCAGUCUGCUUUCCCAGAAGGUUCAGGAGAGCGAACGAGCACUGACAUACAGCACAGUUGGAACAGGAUCUCAGUUUGGGACACUGGUGAUGGGAGCAGCUGGGUCCCUGCUCCUUGACUGGUAUGGAUGGGAAAGUGUCUUCUACUUUUCAGGCUUGCUAACCUUGCUCUGGGUAUACUGCAUGUGUAAAUUCCUCCUGCCUGAAAAAGACAUAAUAAUCUCACUACAUGACUUGGCAAAGGGCCUUUCCUUAUCAUCCAAAGAGACCAAAGUGCCUUGGAGAAAGAUAUUUAGAAAGCCUCCCAUUUGGGCAGUGAUCGUUGCUCAGCUGUGUGCAGCCAGCACUUUCUUCACCCUGCUCUCCUGGCUGCCGACCUUCUUCAGUGAAACGUUUCCCGAUUCAAAGGGCUGGAUUUUUAAUGUAAUUCCUUGGCUGGUGGCAAUUCCAACUAGUCUGUUUGCUGGAUUCCUCUCCGAUCAAUGUAUCAGCCAAGGGUACAAACCAAUCACCACUCGAAAGUUUAUGCAGGUCAUUGGCUCAGGGGUAUCCAGUCUCUUUGCCUUAGGAAUAGGUUACUCUUCCAAGUUUUGCCAAGCAGUGGUCUUUGCCUCUGCCAGUAUUGGACUUCAGACUUUCAAUCACAGUGGCAUCUCAGUCAAUAUUCAGGACCUGGCUCCUUCAUGUGCUGGUUUAUUGUUUGGUGUGGCAAAUACAGGUGGAGCUUUAUUAGGUGUCAUUUGUGUGUACCUAGCUGGAUACCUCAUUGAAAGCACAGGCUCCUGGGUCGCUGUUUUCAAUCUUGUGGCAAUAGUGAACGGCCUUGGACUUUGUACAUUUCUCCUCUUUGGAAAAGCUCAAAGAAUGGACCUGGACCCUGCCUACAUAGAAUUGUAAACACAUCCGCAGACUUAAAAGGAGGCAUCAAGAUGCCAGAGUGGAGAACUUAAAGCAGAAUUCCAGGAAAAACUUACUGACCAGGGUAUAUUGUGUGAAAUGACCUUAGAAGCAGUUUAGAUAUACUGCUGACUCUGGCUUCAAUGCUUUUUGCAGCAGAAUGUUGUUACGUUGCAGGUACGCACCCAAAAUGUGCAACCAGGUAGAGCUUGCUCCUGGUUACCUUCCUUGUGAUAGGAAGUUCAAGGACCUGCCCAUACCCCCCACCCCCAAAAGAUUUAUUUUCUCCAACAUUCAUGAUCAUCAUCUGGGCGCAGAAACGCUAACGUAUCUUUUGAUCCUCUUUUUAGGAGUUUAGAAGCCAUCAUUGUGAGUGUCCUAUGGACACAAAACCCCCAGACUUUGUGUGAGCUUCUUCUUCUGUAAGACUUCUUGAUGAUGGUUUCUCUUUCUUUUGUUUUCUUUAGACAUAUACGUAGUUCUCACAACUGCUUAGCUGUGUUACUCAAGUGAUGUAUAUAAGUCAAAGGCUGGCUAAGUUCUGGCCACAGGCAUUCUCACACAGUGAGCAAAAGGAUUGCCAGAAAUGUAUAAGAUUCCCAUUUAGAUCUCCUGCAAGAUCUUGCAAACCCAUGAAUUAUUUGCAUAUUGUUCUAGUGUACAUACAUAUACAUGUUGACACCCAUGGACAUAUAACAAUUAUGAACACGUAUGUCCACCUAUACUGCAAUGUUGGACCAGCUCUUAAAAAAAAAAUGGGACUGGCCAAGUACCAGCAAUAUUACCCAUCAGUUUUUUACAACCUGAGAUCCUUCAGAUGUUUUAAGUUACAGCUCUGUUACCCCAGUUGCCAGUGAUGGCAGCCGUAGACCAGCAUGUCUGAAGGACCUUGGUUCAAAAAAAAAAAUGACUUUAUGGAGAAUGAGCGAUCAGAUUAUGCAAAGCCCAAACUACAGUUAUAUGACUGUAUUCCACAUAAUAUCCAGUAAGGCAGCUCAGAUUGCCUACUUGUUCUUGUUCUCCUCUAACAUCGUGAGAGAGAUAGAAGCAGCCCAAUUUGGUUGGGCCUCCUGGGAUGUCUAAUGGAUCUGGACAGCAUAAAAAGUCCAGAAUGUUCCCUCCAGAAUUGUCCUAAGCUAUUCUGAGUGCUGGAAGAACAGUUUCAUCCAGAUCAAAGUUCAUAUGAAAGAGAAGGUUGGAGCAAAUGAUGAGACAAGAACCCUGGAUUAGGUGAACUGCAUCUCUAGGUCAACCUUCUGCAACUGGUGCCCUGCAGGUGUAUUGGACUUGGACUUUGGGCAGAUGUAGUCCAAUACACCUACAAGGUUAGCAACAUUUUCAUUAUGACCAGGAUUUCUGUUUCUCACCUGUGCUUAUAUUAGCUGAGGAUGAUAAAAUGGCAGGAUACUAAAAAUUAACCCUCUUGUGCCUUAUUUGUUGGCAUAAUAAAAGCCAAGUGUACAAAUAUUUGGAGGUUAUGUUCAGUGACCAGGGGUGGGGGUGGGAGUGGGCUUCUCAGAUUGCUGACACUAACAAUGCAAGAAGUUCUUUUGUAAUGAUGGUCUCAGGUGGAAAGAAUCUUUUUGUGUGUUUUAGGCACAGGAAGGUCAUAUGGACCUCUCAGUACUUGAAUAGAGUUGUUGCAGAACCAGUGAAGACCCAGCUAGAUGCUCUAAAAAUGGCACCUACGUAUUUGGUCCCAAAACACCUUAUUCUAUUUGUGGUUCCUGACUUCAACACCAUGCUAUGUUUCCCCAGCUGACUCUACCAGUAGUGGUCAGUGAUGUGGAAAAAUGUGACUAGUCAUGACUUGACAAGGGUUAAGUUGUAUUAUAUGUUAUAGAGAGAAAAGAGUAGCCUCAUGUUUGUUGCAAUGACUUUUUAGACUGGAAGAGUCUUUUCAUGAUUGAACUGUUUGCAUAUUUCAUUCCAGCAGGGGUGGGCAGCCUAUGGUCCUGUAGAUAUCACCAAAACUACAUUUCCCAGCAUCCCUCAUGAUGUUGGCUAGAGCUGCUAAGAGCACAGGUUCCCCACUCCUGCCUUGCUGUUUGCAGCUAUUGGUUGAAUAAUUACCUCAUUUAACCCCUUUUUUAAUGUCCCUUGUGGACACAUGGAUCUCAGCUGGUUUGUGCCUUUUGAGAAUGGUAUAUCUGAAUGCCAGGAUAUAAGCCAUCUUUUUGGUUCUUGCUGAAUUUUAUCUGCCAAAAGAAUGGAGACAAAUCCAAGCAAAGCCAAGUUUUAUUUAAAUAAAAAGUUGAGAUGUUUUCCAUCAA